AGACGCGUAAGAGAGCAGUCUGAGUCAGCCUCUCCGCACAGUGGAAAAAUCAUUCUCCGAAACGCGCGCGAUUCUCGGGGGGAAAUAUCGAUCGGGAAAAUCGGCGGGCUGAUCGAGACGCCAGGCGGCGCGGUUUGACAGGUGAAAAGCGGUCUCUUUUGAGUCGCUGCGUUAUCGCGUCGAUAUCAAUUGUGACGUCGCAUGGUCGUGCGAAAAAAAGGUUGCGUUCGACGAGUCGAAUCGAGCGAUCGCCCGAUGAGUCGCGUCGAUGAACGAUCGACCAGAUAAGUGACAGCGGAAAUAGGGUGCUUCGUGUAACUGUGAGUAACUCCGUGCGCGAGUGCGCGCGUACGUGCCCAGUGCGUGAGUGAGCGCCCACGGGUGACGUUUUGCAACGAACGGGCGUGUGCAUCAUUGUGAGAUCUUACGGAGUAAAAAAUCUUUCGUUGAAUCUAACGUACUUCACACUUGUCCCGAACGGUCCGUACCGAAUGUUUGUUUUAACUUGACACAAGGCGGUGUCCAAAUGCCGACGACUCUGGAUCGUCUCUCUCGAUGGACGUGACUAUUCAGUCAGAUCGCGUAUGUUCUCCAUAUUGAAUUUUACGCGAAAAGUUUUAUCGCGGUGAAAACCGCGAAUGGUCGAAAACCGCGUAAGAAAGACACGUGUUGACGUAAAACGGCGCAAACUCGCGUCAUGAUGCAUUAGAAGAGCGACUAGUCGCGUUCUUCGCGAGUUCAAGGUUUGCAUGGUGCAUCGACUUUGAAAUUGUGAUAACGAACGAGGUAUCUGCACGUAUCACGGACUAUAUCGGCGGUAUCGCGCAUUAUUCCGCCCGGACAAUUAGCGAUACGUGCGUCGUACAGAGGAGGCUAUUAUGAUAUAGCGAACGUCGGGAGUACGUGCGAGUGCGAAUCUGACGUACCUCGGCUCGAAUGAUGAUAGUGCUGCUGUUGUGCAUCAUCAUGAAGAUAGCAGAGUUCUCCGCGGGCCGGACGAGUCCGCCGCUGGCGACGAUGUCGGUGUCGGCACGACCACCGCCUCUCGCUUGCAACAGGCGGUGUAGGCGGUGCAAGCGGCACAGAAGUCCCUCAUCCAAACGCAAACACCGUCGGCAAUCCUGCGGUGAUAAAUGCACUUUGCGAAAAUUUGCAGGAGAAGGUGCAGCAGUAAUGGAAGAUCCGCAAACGCCAGGGUCUGACUGUAACUCUAAUCCAGCGACAGAUUCCAUUCAGCAGGAUCUGAUUGGCUCAGAAUUUGUUCAAGAUAAUGUCGAAUAUCAGUGGUUCAUUGAUUAUGGAUACAGGGAUGGAGGGCUACAUAUUCAUCCCAGUGUCCUGUCGUCGCUUUCUGCCUCUUAUUCUCCAAAGGAUCUGGGUUAUUACGAUGAUCUUGCCCGUAAUUUGGAUGCUAACCUGGCAGAAAUUGAUAUGGAGAGCUUUCGUACCGCUGAUAUUCAUACCUUGCUUACAGCUUUACCUGUCAUGUGUACAGAACCGGUCCAACAUUCUGAGUUUAACUAUCAAAGGGAACAGUACGCCAGUAUAUCUGGAUCUGUCAUGGAAAAGCUUGACAUCGGUUCCUCCAUCAGCCCUCAUACCAGUAGCCAGGGGGAAGAUUCUGCAUGUUCCACCGCUGAUACGAUAUCCAUAUGCAAGUCGUCAUUGCUGUUUUCCCCGUUAAAAGAGACGCCAGUAUUACCACCUGGUGGUAGCUAUAGUGUGGACUCACUGGACUGUGAAGAUAUGUUGCUUACCUGUCAAACGAACAAUAAGAACAACUAUACCAUCGCAUUUGAAGGCAGCAUCACCAUGUAUUCGGAUGGCUCUCAAGAUUUCGAAAAUCAAGAUAAACACAAAACAUACGAAUCACCGGAUUUAUCCUAUGGUAAGCAGAAAAAUGGGAAAACUAUGCUGGAUUUAUCGAUGGCAUGCUCCGACUCGAAAAUAUACACAACAUGGAGCAAUUUGAAACACUCCUCCAUGAACAAGGUAAUAACACGUCAUCCUUCCGGUAACAACAACACGAUGCCGGAUAUCUUGCAAAGUGCUGCUAACUUGACGCUUGGUGGGAUGAGUAAACGAAGCCAAAGCUUACCGGACCUUUCUCGCGUUCGAGAAUUCCAGCAUACUAAUAUACCUCUUAAUUUUAGCGUUGAUUCCGCCGAAUCGAGCAACCCGAUACAACGGCUGCAGAGCUCCGGAUCUGCGAUGAGUCGUUCAACGAACGCAGAGAGCUCGGACAACGGGGAACACGCUUGCACCAAAAAGCUACAAAAUCUAAGUCUCGUGAGAUUGUUCAUGAAGCAGAAAAGCAUGAGCGUGGAGGGGAUGAGUCUCACUUUGGACCAGUCGGAUUCCAUUAGCGACAAUGGUUGGCCCACCAGCAACAGUGGCAGCGACAGCGCGACCAACACUAACACACAAAUACAACGGCAGAACCAAGGCAACAACGGAGAUCGCCAUGUGUCGGAAGACGAUUUCUCCAUCAAUUGGAUCAGGCGCGAUAUAGCUAAUCGUGAUACGGAGAAUCCGAGGGAAAUGAAUUUUUUAAAAUGUGCGUCACCCACCAAAGUCGAUAAGAUAGAGAUGGCGUCAUCAGCGUCAGUGGAAGAGCUAUCUGAGAGCAUAUCCAAGUCGGGCUGCACAAGCGGCCAAAUGAGUUUCGACAUAAUCAAUAGCCCGUUCGAACAGCAAAAAAACGGUUGGGUCGGCUUGACAGAGAAGAAACACCCGAUCUGUCGAACGACAGGGAUACAAGCGAACGCGGAGAUGGAGGACAACUCGGCUCAGACCUCCUUGAUUUUCAUCCCGCCCACGCAAGAGCCCGGGCCUCUCUUGCAAGAGACGAUAGUCAACAAGAAACCCAUUUAUGUGGUGUAUCCCAAUUAUACAUUGCCCGACCUGUCGUUCCUCAACAUCAAGGACACCAAGGUCGACAAUGUGGCGUUGAAACCGCACACAUUCGACAAGAGUAAGACGGAAUGGAAGCGCACUGCCCGCACGGGUAGACCGUUCUCGUGCAACGACAUAGACGCUCUGCGACAACGUGGAUUCGCGCACAUAAAAGACUGGGAAUCGUUAACGUUCCUGUUACCGAACGAGUACAAGAAGAUCUUGCACGACGUGCCGGAAGUCUCAAGGCAUAUCAAUAUGAAUGAAGAAGUCAGGAGACCUCUGUUCUGUUUAUCUCCCCCGAUGCGUCACAAAGUUCGACCUAUCAGCGAGAUCGUGCCGAAUAACACCUCGUCGACGAGCAGCACCGCGACGCAGCCAUCUUCCGGGUACAGAGGCUCGUCGACGAUCUUGACGGACUCCUCGACGAAUCAGCAGCAGCAGCAGCAACAACCGUUGCCGAACAAUGCGGUCAAUCCGUUGUACCUGUAUCGUUACGAUAGUAUUAGUUCAGAGGCCAGCCUGGUGAAUAACGACAAGAAGAUGCACAGGCUCAAUCACGCGAGGCAAGCUUGCCCGUCUCUGCCAAAGCGAUCCGUAUCGUUGCCGCAGGGCGACGGCGAGCCAGAUUUCAACAACGGCCGUGUUCCGCCGCGACCGCCAUUGCCGAGAAGCAUUUUGCGAAAGAACAAGGUUCUCGCGAGCAAACGAUACAGUAUGUUCGAGAUGGGAGACGUGGGCGAGACAGAGGAGCAACCUGUGGAGGUAAAUAAGAGGAUGUCCCUGCAAGAGCCAUAUUACAUGAACAACGACUUGCAGCUGUUGUGUCGCGGAAGAACGAUCGAUUCGGAAAAAGAUGUCGACGAAACGGAGGAAGAGAGGUAUCAUAUAGAGAGAUUAAAUGAAGUAGCUAAUACGAACGUGGAGUCGAGAACUUCUCAACACAGCGACGACGAUGUCAAGCAACUGGAAGAUUACCUGAAACGCAGUGGUCUCUCGUCGCAAAGCAGCGACGGAGACACCGAGAACGCCGACGUGAAACUAAGAUCGUACGUAAGGAAGUUUCUAGCACUAAGGAUGAACAAGGAACCGCUCGUCAGGAACGUCGAUACGGGUGAUUUGCAGAGGAAGACCGUUAGUUUCGCUGUACACCAAAGGAAAAAGCAUCUAGACCCUAAGCCAAAUAAUCUGAAUGUCGCUGUAAAUGAACAAAACCAAGAUCAGGUAGUUGAGGAUAGAUUAAUGGAGCUAGAGGAGAAGAAAAAAAUGGUGUCGUCUGUAAACAAAGCAGUCGAUCUCUUGUUGAAGUAUUGGAACGCCGACACCGAUCAUACUCGUCAUAAUUACAACGAGAGGAACGAGUGUGCACAGAUCUGCCUCAGUAACUUGUGCCCGGCUUUGUACGCUAUAAUGUCGGACGGUUUGAAACCCCAUUUGAAUUCCACCUUUGGACCAAUUACUAAUAGCGUGUGGCAGGUCGUCGAAGCUAGUUCUCAACAAGGGCCUCUGACGAAAACGUUGAAUGAGUUAGUGCAGAGGAUCAACGGCGAAGACGUUAUUACAGAAGGAAUGCUGAAGUUCCACGCAUUUGUAUUCGGUUUGCUAAAUCUGAGAGCUUUGGAUGCGUGGUUCGCGUACUUGUGCACACGCGAGUCGAUCUUACGGAAACAUUACAGUAACACCAGCUUGUUCGUCGGAGCCUUGGCUAAUUCCAGUGCUCGGGAAACCGUCGAUUCUUUGUUAUAUAUUUUAAACCCGCUCGCAUUCUGUCCAUUUCACCUGGACCUUCUUUAUCAGUACCGUCAACUGCAGAAUAGCUUCGGGAGUAUAAAUAGUCACGCUAUGAAUGCCGUAAACUUCAGAAACGCCGAUAUAUCCCUGAAGGAGCUCGAGGCCGAGAAAACUGAAUCCUACGGAAUGGUUCCUAGCCCGAAGAAGAUACGGCCAAGAUCCUGCGUCGCUUACAACGCAGACGACAAAUGCGGCGUUCUGCACAAAGGCGAUCCGCAAAAUCUAAAGAAACGUUUCAGCAGUGCCCUUAGUUCAAAAGCGUUUUACGCGUUAGACAAAUUAGCCUCCGAAGAUUCCGAAGAUUACACGGACAGUCUGGAGCAUUCUCCUUUGAAUAGAGCAGCGGCCAAGCAGCCGCAACACCCGAAGCUGCAGAGUCCCGAUAUUAAAGCGAACGACGACGACGGUAUCACCGGCGAGACGAAAUUCCGGAAACUCCAGGAGAAGUGGGAAUUGAUGAUUGGCAAGGAAGGGGGUAAGAAUCAAGCCACUUUAACGACACCCCCAUCGCCGGUCCGCACAUUCGGGGCACUGGGAAAGUCGAAGAUACCUCGACUGCUCACGUCGCCGGUGAAGCAAUCCAAUACCGUGCCGAUCGUCGGUAGACCGAUCAAGUCACCUGUAUCGGGCAUCCCUUCGUUGAAGAAACCCACCGCGUUCUCUGCAACGAAGGCGUUACCGAAGAAACCCGUGGAUACGAAAGUGAAAGAUGUGACGCGUCGCACCAGCCGCGUCGAUCAGAACGCGCCGGGCACACCGCGCAUCCACACGACUCGGCCGAGUUCUUUGCCCUACAAGUCGCACGGGAUAACGUCGAACGACAAGAAUCUGAUCUCGCCUCACAGACGAGCCGCCUCCACCUCUUUACCACGUCCAAACGUUGCUACCGUUUCGAGGAAUCCAGUUUCGAAACCACCGCACAGAGAAGUUCGUACCCUCACUCACAGGAUACCGUCAGACACCGGUCAUCUUUCAUUCGCGGAAGGCGAGAAACUGAAAGUAAUACUAGAAGUGGACAACAAAUGGUUGCUGUGCGCAAAAGGUGACCGGAGAGGCUUGGUACCGCGGGCAUGCGUACAUAGCCUUUCGACUUAGCCCCUUUUACGACACUUAACGAUCGCAAAUGCAACUGCGGUCCCACUUAGCCGCGGCUAGAAUCUCACUCACAUUCGAUGCGAGGGGUGGCCACGAAGGCGAGCUUCGAGAAGUUCAAAUUAUCUAAUCGGGGUGACGUAACAGUGAUGUACAGUGUAUUAAAAUUGUUUUUAAGCCAUAACAUUAUAAAUGCAUCAUCACGCGCUUGUAAAGUUACUUUUAAUCGAAGUAUAAUCGACACCACUCCGUCUCUAUCGGAACGCGACAGUAGUAUUACCGCUAGAUAACGCCAUCGAGAACAUAGAAAUAUCACCUAGUCAUAAUAGGCUCUCGGACGACGUUAUUAUUUUAUUAUCAUUAUUAUCAUCACCAUUUUGAUUUCAGUCAGGAAACACGGUAGCGUCUCGCGCGCCAAGUAUUCUAGUAUCCACAUACGAAGGACGCUACGGUGUAUCCGUCGCAGAAACGAGGUUGCUUCUCGGAACAUAAAUCGCGUUGUCGUUUUGAAAUAUCAGAUUGAAUGAUUUGAGUAUGCGAUUACGGGCAUAACGGCAACACCUGGCAGCAUAUUCUCGACUAUAAGAUGCCGAAAACGGCGUAUAAUGACCUACAAAUAUUAUAAAUGUAACUGUGAUCCUAGCAAAUAGGCGAUUAAGUUUAUUAGUACGAAUGCGCGGUGUAUAUUUCGUUCCGAGGUUUAUAUAUUGUAACUUUGUAACUUAUUAUUUAUGUUUCAUACUUCGCACAACAUCGCGCGUCUCAAUGAUCCUCCGUUCUAAUUUUAUUCAAUGUACGAGCCAUCAUGAUAUGCACCUUCGCGAUGGCGGCGAUCACAUUUUUUACAUGCUUCAUGUAUUUCCUGGUAUGUUAAGACAUACGAUAUAAUCAAAUAAAGUCUGUUGUGAAUUAUA
Molecule: messenger RNA, 6692 nt
Organism: Dinoponera quadriceps
Lineage: Eukaryota; Metazoa; Arthropoda; Insecta; Hymenoptera; Formicidae
Exons: 14
Coding region: 937-5781 (1614 amino acids)
Cellular component (GO): cytoplasmic vesicle
Molecular function (GO): protein binding
Source: RefSeq, a predicted model, not a curated record